Messenger RNA from Striga hermonthica, 637 nucleotides. The record is from the annotation of a GenBank genome assembly. NCBI's taxonomy places the organism in Eukaryota, Viridiplantae, Streptophyta, Magnoliopsida, Lamiales, Orobanchaceae.
CCGACCGCCCGGCCACAGCGAGCCGGCGGUCCGGCCAGAAAAUAAACUGGCCGGUUUAGACCGGUUUGGGAGUUGUUCAGUAUUUACUAACCCGGUUCGAGUCCAGUACAGUAUUUUAGUUAAUUUUUCAGUCCAGUUAAUCCAGUACACCGGUAUCAGUUCAGUCCGAUUUUUCUUGUCAGUCAAGUUAAGUCCCGAGAAUAUUCCAGUUAAAUAUUUAGAUCGAGUCGAGCAUCUUAACACCAGAUCACCAGGAACUCCCACAGGCCACAGUGGUCGCUUUGUUCCGCGACUACCAUCCAGAAAAGUUUUCCGGCCAAGGAGAUCCUCGUGUAGUAGACGAAUGGGUUCAGGGUCUCGAGAUUAUUUUCGAGGUCAUAAACUGCCCCGAUCGUUAUCGCAUGUUAUGUGCCCAGAUCCAGCUGACGGUGAUGCCAGACUCUGGUGGCAAGCCUAUUGGAGUAUGCGUCUCGGUGAAAAAGACGGUUGUUCGUGGGACCAGUUCAAGGAGCUGAUCCGAGAAAAGUAUUAUCCCUCGUAUUACCGAGCAGACAUGGAGCGCCAGUUCUUGGCACUCACUCAGGGUACUCGUACUGUUGACGAGUACGAACGAGAGUUCACCCGUCUCGGAGCCUUU